CACGAGCCUCAAAAGGUGCAAGUAAAUAAACCUGUCCCAUGUUUUCGUAAAUUAAAGUGUUUUUGGAGCAGUUAUAAUAUUAUUUUACUCGAUAAAUAAAUGACAACAAGCUGUAUUGGUUGAUACUUCAAAAAGGGCAUUUCGGCGCAUUUUGCGCACGUUAUUGUGUGCGGUAACAUUACAAAAUACAAAUGUUGAGCAAGAAGUUUAUCGGAGCAAAGUAAAGGCAGUUUGUCGUAUCGCAUCAAACAUUUCUACAUAUCAAAUCGUGUAGAAAUUGUUCUUGACGCCUCACUGUGGUGAAACAACGACCUUCAUACACUUGAUUGUAUUACUGCUUAGAACUCAUCGGCGACGUUGAAUCAGUAAAGUUACGCAGAAAAAACACUCAUCUAUAAAUAUUUAGAUAUUUGACUCAACGAAUGUGACGAGAAUCGUUAAUUAGUUUCAAGAGGCAGAUAUUGAAAUGUAAAAAAAAUACAAAUUAUCAAAAAAAACAGGAAAUUGGCGAAAAUUAGAGUCAUCAAGAAGAGCAAAUAAUGCAAAUCUCUAAAGCCUCUUUUGUCGUUUAAAUUUUGGAUUUUGACCUUUGGCUCCUCACAUUCAAUCACGCUACUGAUCAAUUGGUUUACGGAACUGAACGAAACAUAAACGCAACUUAAUUUUAAGUCACUUAACGAAACAAACGCAACUUAACGCCAUUACAACGUGUUUGUAUUGUCAGUUAUACUCUAAACUACUACUUUAUUUUAUAUCUUUAUCAUUGUUCAGAAAUUAUUUUACUAACCCAAUUACGCUUAGGAUAAGUAAAUCGUAAAGAAAAGACUUAAGGAGUAACAAUUGUACCAUAUUAAGAUAUUUAAGGAACUCGCUAAUUAUUUAAGGAUGAAAACAAACAAUAACAAAACUCUGGCUUGCACUGCCAAUCAAGCAAAUACUUCGACAUCGGCAUCAAAUCCAAAUCUCCAAAGUGCCAGUAGUAACAAUACAUCAACAUUUACGCAAGCCCCUUCGAUGCAAUCUUCGAGCACGAAUGUUUCCGUGUGCAGCAAUCAAGGCAAGGAUAUUCCCCAAUUGAAGCAUCAUGCAAUGUCCGUAUCAAUGACGUCUCUUCCUUCGCCGCAACAUAACACAAACACGACAUUCUCUACUUUGUUACAGCAAAGUACAGAUAUGAGUGCAGCGGCAAAUGAGUUUUUGUCACCGAACAAAAUUGUCAUUGAUAGAGCUUAUAACAGUUUGAAAAAAAAACGCGACGUUGAAGUCGAAAUGUGGCGUCGAUCAUGGGGAAGCGGGCAUUCACACAGUUCUUGCAGUUUGCAAAGUAGCGCGACAAACGCUACAGGAUCAGGCACGGGCAAAGAUGACUUUUGGGCAGCAUUACAGACAAAUUACAAUUUCAUAAUGGAUACACAUUUGUUGGAAAGCUGCAAAGAAGCUCGAGGCGAGAUCGAAGGAAAUAUUGUUCCAAAUGUACAGGAAUCGGAUUGUUGUAAAAAGCUAAAAAAUCAAUCAUCUCGAUCACAUGGACCUGGAUUAUCAGAUCCUCGUAGACUCAGAAGAUGGUUACGUGAAAUGGAGUCGCGCAUGGAAAAGGUUCCAACACUCUCAGAAGGAAGAAAAUUGAAAACAGCAGAGAUACAAAAGUUACUGAGAGAUCACACGGAAUUACAUCGUGAGAUUGUAUCACAAGCAAGAGCUGUAGCUGCGAGUAUUAGAGCUUCUGAAAAAGACAAUAUCAAGCAGAAUUUAUCCAACAGUUCGUCGAGUGCAUCAGCUGAAAACGAGAGUGAAAAUUCGCCAUCGCCAAGCAAUAGCAGCAAGAAUAAAGACGAACCUCCAAUUAAUGCAUUAGAACGUCGAUAUCACUUGUUGUACUUAAAAGCAAUCGAAGUACAGUGCCUUUUGGAAAAUUUGUUGGAGAGAAAACAAUCACCCACGCCAUCAACAUCGUCUUCUUCCUCAAGCGAAAACGACGAACCCGCAGCAAAACACGUACGUUUAACGGGAGCUUUUAGUGACGUUCAAUCAGAUGACGAUUGGAUUGCAUUAAGACACAAAAACGUAUUAACAGACAUCUCAAACACCGACGCGUUUGAAGCUGAUUCUGAGGGCAGUGAUAAUGAUCAACUGCUUAAAAUUGCAAUUAGUUCAACAACAAGUACAAAUUCCGAUGGCCCGCCAACUAUCAUGAGUCCUCAUUUUAAAUUUGUAACAGACAAAAUGGAGAAAGAUAUAAACACAACGGAAACAGAUAACAUUGAUAUAUCGAUCGGGCAAUCGACAACGACGUCAGUUACUCAUACAACAACAGUUAGUUCGCCGCAAUUCGAUAGCCCCAAACUUUGUACAGUGAAAAAACGCCCGAAAAAAACAGAUCCAGCGGCAAAAUUCAAUCGUUCAAACCGCAAAUCCAAGAAUUGCGGAACUUUUUAUUUCAAACAUGCAGAUACGGAUAAUGAGGGAAACCAUACAAACGUCACGACAACUGAUGGCGGCGAAGAAACGGGAACAGAAGAUGAACAAUGGAUUUUUACAACGGGAGAAGUAGAUGAUGAAAAUAAUCCCAUAGACGAGGAUGACGAGCAAGAGCAAAACGAAGAAAAGAAAAUUCCUAAUUUCAAGAGACAUUUGAGUUUUACAGAUGAUGGAAUAAUUGAAUCGCAUAGCGAAACUCACAGUAAUUUAGUUGAAGUAGCAACAAGUACUGUAACAGGAGCAGUUACAGAAACGAACUUUGUUCAAGAAAGCGGGCAUACGAGCAAAAUUUCCUACAUUUGUGUAACAAAAGCAACUAAAGAAUCCAUUCAAAAAUUAGUGCUUGGCGCAGAAUCAUUAGUACGAGAUGAAGUUAUCAUGAAAGCUCAAAAUUUCCAAGCAAGUGUUUCGGGAAGAAUGAGUCACGCAACUGCUACAAUCCAUAAACAAGAAAGUCUUUUACAAAGUCCCAAAAUUCGUCGCGUUCAAGAAUGGUUGGAACAUCAACCAAUAUCAAUGUCGGGCAAUGUAAUGCCUGUUACAGGAUUAUUGAGUACCGAUUGCGAGGCAUCUGGCGAAGCAUCUGACGAUACGGACGAAGAUAUUCGACAAGAAGAUUCCGAUACCUCGAAUUCCUUGGGAGUUACAGAUUCGCAAGUGACUUUCAUGCGACAUGAUAGUCAAGCAACAAGUGUCGACAAUUGUUUGGGCGCUUCUUCGGGCGAUUUAUUGACAAAUUCAAGCGGAAAAGAAACCUCAAGUACUUCAAACACAACAAAAUCACAAACAAUUGAGCUGCGAAUGAACUCAAAGAGAGCAACAAACCGCCCAUGGUCUGUUUCAUGCAUAUCGCAACUCGAAACUGCCGUUCCGCUCACAAGUAGCAAUCAAGAUAGCAACUUCAGCAUUAGCGAAAGUGCAUUAGACACAAUUUCACUGCCAAACAUGCCAGCUGGAGGAGUUAAGAGCGAAGAAUCGACUCCCGUACACAAAAGAACGUUGCGCAAACGUCGUAUUCGGAAUAGAAAACGAGCAGUUCGAAAACUCGAUGCGAAUAUUGCAGUUCAAGUCGCUCUCGGAAAUCUCGUGACAAACGAACGUCAAGUCGAAGUACAUGAGAAUAUUAUGACCCAAUCGAUUGAUUUGUCUUCCGUUGAUACGCCAAAAUGUAACGAAGAAGAAGAAGAAGAUGAUGUUGUAAAGCCCGACUUCAAAAUUGGAUCUGUUACAAAAGUUUAUGCCCAAACAUUGGGCCCGUUAGCUGCUUUGUCGCGUUAUAAUUUGGGCGAUACGCCAAUUAAAGAAUCUCCGGAUAUGCCUGAUUCGUCGCAACGAUCAGGUACUGAAGAAUUGAGCAGUUUCGAACAAAUGUGGGAUAAUUAUCAGGAAAAAUACAUGUCAGAACCAUAUUCGGAAGAUCGUGACACAGAUGCUGCUAAACGAUUACUCGAAUUCGGCGACGAUUAUCGUAAUUUCUUGGAUUCACAAUCGGAUGCGUGUUCAUCUCUUUCCGCGGCACAAGGAUUGGAUUCGAUUUCGCCUCCGCGUCACAGACGAUUUAUCGGAGGAGCACAAACUCCAUCCGAUAAGGGAGAUAGCUCAUUGGAAGUGAAGAAACGACGACUUUUGGAAUUGUCUGAAUUUGAAAGACGUCGUAAAAAUCUCAACAAAAUGUAUGAUGAAGGUCGAAAAUCUUUAGAUUGUGCUCCAAUUAACGAAGACGAAGAUCGUGCAUCUCUUCCGAAAAUGUCUCCUGAAAAGGGAAAUCGUAAAGAAAGUGAUUCUUCCAUUCGCCGUCGUUCCUUACGUCAACGCAAAAGUGCUUCAAGCUCGUCUGCCGACUCGGAUUCCGAUAACGAUCAGGAUAUCUGUAAUUUACUCUCACAAAGCAGAAGUCGCGUUGAAAAUGUCGAAGCAUUACGUGUUCGUCAUCAUCUCCUUCGUCCCGAAGAUUAUGCGGAAAUAAUUGCUACUUGCACAGAGAACAUCAAGUGUUUGGAAACAGUCCUCAAAGGUCCAUCAAAUUCUGGCAAUCAUCAUUUAUUAUCAGCAGUUCGCGCCCAACAAGCUCGAGAAUUGCUUUCAAUUUGGGAAAGUUUGUUAGAUUGGAGUGAAAAUACUUCCGUUAUUCGUCAAUUGCAAGAAGAAAUUGAUGUACUUAAAGGUUCCUUAUUGCGUCUCGGCUCGCAAUCUUACUGUUUCGAUUCAGAAGAGUCCAUUGAACAAGCAAUCGAAGAUUUGAAAAAUGAACGUACUCGAUUGGCUUAUUAUCGUUCGAAGAUGUUGAAGAUCAAUGCUUCUGUUCAGCGAUGGAUCACGCAUCAAGAGACUCGAAUGGCGAAAGAGAAAGAAAUUCAGCAGAAAAUGGGAGAGGAACAAAAGAAGGAAAAGGAAGUCAAAUUAGCGGAUGAUGAGCAGUUCCAUGAACAACUGAAGGAAAGCAUUACGGAGAUGUAUGGCAUUUGGGAUCAAACAGAUGAACGAUUGACGAGACGUUUGGAUGAUUUGGAAUCCGCUUUACAAACAUGGCAACAGUUUGAGAGUGGAUUGAAUGAGUUGAAAGAAACGUUGGACAAAGACAGAGGAGCUAUUUUUGGCUUUAAAGGCGCUUUGGAAGCAGGAAGUGCUAUUCCAAGUGAAUUUGUCAGUAAUGCAGAAGCUAUUGCGAAACUUUUGCAAGUUAAUCCUGACAAUGAUUUGAAAGAUAUUCUUGCUGAAAAUCCUCUUCUUCCCCCGGCAAUUUUGCAAUAUGGAAUUCGUCCUCCGAGUGCAGGUUGUUCUUCUGACAGCGGAAUUUCCGAUGACGGAGGAUUAUCUGAACGUGAACGUCGUUUAGGUACAUUACGUCGUCUCGCAAAACAACUUGAGAGUGAUUUAACGCCCGGUAGCGACGCUCUCAAAACAAUUGCUGAUCGCAUGCGAUCCGCUGAAGCCGAAUUACGUACCUUACAAGAAACUUGCCGAGAUCUCAUUCUCAAAACGACGGCGUCUCACAAUCAGUUCAUCGAAUCGAUGAACAAAAACGCUCGUUCUCCGAUAAACGUACAAAUCCCCAUCAUCGCAUUUGGCAAACAAAAGGCGAAAGGUAAGAAAAAGAAUCGAGGAAAGCGUUCGCCGCAAAAUAGUCUCGUUGCUGGCGCAGAUUUCGACGUUGAAGAACUCACAGAUGAAACAGAUGGCGCCGCCGUUGUAGCUGCUGCUGUUCCAUCGACACAAUCGAGUUGUUGGAUGAAAUUCUUCAAAUAUGCUGUGCCGAUUCAACUUGCGUUGCUUGCUUUCCUCUUGGCAAUGUACGGGCUCGAGCCUCAUUCGUGCGAUCGCAUGAACAACUUUCAAAAUAGCUUUAAUCCUCAACUGAGAUACGUUCGUGGUCCUCCGCCGAUUUAAAAUUUUCCUCUCCAUUAUUCAAAAACGCAUAUCAAAAGCGAGUACAAAAAAAAAAACAAUUUAAGAUCGUACAUGAAAUCAUUAUAUUACUUUCGCAUUUAUGACAAAAUCAAUCAUUUUUUUUAUCAAUUUAAACUUUAAUCAUCAUAUAUCCUUAAAAAAAUAUAUAAGAAGUAAAGUUAAAAUAGAAAGUACGAAGAAUAAUCUUAAAUUGAAUAAGUUUUUGAGCUUAAGCUUGGCUAAGUUUUUUUCCAAAAGUUUGGGCCUUAUAAAGUGCCUCGUACUAAAAAAAACUUUCUUUGGUUCAUAAUAAUUGAAAAAAAAAUUAAAUUUUAUAAUGAAAAAAUAAUUAAAAUUUAUAAAUUUUUAUAUUCGCAACGCGAUGACGACUCCAUUUCUGUACUAUUAAAAAUUUUUCUUUAAGGUUAAUAUAUUAUAAUUUAAAAAUUAUUAUUAUUUUGUUGAA
Messenger RNA from Culicoides brevitarsis, 6331 nucleotides. It is a transcript of the gene klar, whose product is annotated as klarsicht protein. Gene Ontology annotation, molecular function: kinesin binding. NCBI's taxonomy places the organism in Eukaryota, Metazoa, Arthropoda, Insecta, Diptera, Ceratopogonidae. The transcript is spliced from 12 exons. Gene Ontology annotation, cellular component: nuclear envelope; membrane; perinuclear region of cytoplasm. The coding region runs from base 886 to 5865 and encodes 1659 amino acids. Gene Ontology annotation, biological process: nucleus organization; nuclear migration; cytoskeleton organization. The record is from RefSeq and is a predicted model, not a curated record.